CUUGCUUCCUGCGUCCAUUUAGGCCUCAACCGCUCGCUCGCGCCCUCCAGUCUUUUCUCUCCCGCCCUCUACCUCCUUCUCACAUCCACCUACACUCCCCACUUCACGCCGAGAUGUACGCCGCCACCAUCCUCCUCGCGCUCGCCGCCGCCGUCUCUGCGAUCACCAUCACGGAGCCCAACUCCUCGCAGAGCUGGACGAACAAGGGUGGACAGACCGUCAAGUGGCAGGCUGUCGACACAGACCCGACCUCGUUCACGAUCCUGUUGACCAACACCGACCGCUCGGUGAUGCCGGACAACAACCAGAUGCUCGCGGCUGAGGUCGACUCCUCGCUUGGCGAGACGACCGUCAACGCGCCCAGCGGCGGCUGGCCCUCGGGCGGCUCCUUCCGCGUGAACUUUGUCAAGAACACGACGGAGCUGAACACCAUCCUCGCGCAGUCCGAUGAGUUCGACAUCAAGGAGGACACCUCGUCCAGCUCGUCCUCCUCUUCGAGCGUGAGCUCGACGGGCUCGAAGACCUCCGCAACGAGCGCCGGCACUGCGACCAUCCCGCCGACCGCCUCUGAGCACAACGGCGCCGCGACGACCACCUCCGGCUCUGCCGCGUCGGCCACUAACUCCAACGCCGCCGACGCAACCUCCUUCGGUGCCGCCGGCCUCGCGGGUGCCCUCGCCUUCGUCGGCGCCAUGCUCGCGUAAAGCGGUGACAUUUGGUGUCGGUGAUUGCGUGUCAAGAGGGCGUUGACAGAUAGACAGCGCGCUUCGUGUCGUUUGUAUCUCGGACGUUGUGCGGUGGACUCUGACUUGGACACGUAUCGCGCACGUACCCAUGCCGAUAUGCCUAGACUCGAGAAGCAUCGGGUCUCGUACUUCCAUAUCUCACGUAUGGAGCU
Molecule: messenger RNA, 898 nt
Organism: Schizophyllum commune H4-8
Lineage: Eukaryota; Fungi; Basidiomycota; Agaricomycetes; Agaricales; Schizophyllaceae
Exons: 5
Coding region: 114-704 (196 amino acids)
Source: RefSeq, a predicted model, not a curated record